Microsporum canis CBS 113480 is the source of this 537-nucleotide messenger RNA. Its product is annotated as nuclear cap binding protein subunit 2. The record is from RefSeq and is a predicted model, not a curated record. Gene Ontology annotation, biological process: mRNA cis splicing, via spliceosome. NCBI's taxonomy places the organism in Eukaryota, Fungi, Ascomycota, Eurotiomycetes, Onygenales, Arthrodermataceae. Bases 1 to 537 code for a protein of 178 amino acids. The transcript has 5 exons. Gene Ontology annotation, cellular component: nuclear cap binding complex. Gene Ontology annotation, molecular function: RNA cap binding.
AUGGCGACCACGGCUCGAUCCACGGUGGAAAGGCUGGACAGGCCUAGCACCUAUUUCAACAACAAGAACAAACGCCGGAAGUCGUACCAUGAUCGUGGAGAUCGCGAGGAAGAUAAGAUUCAGGGAGAUUUCGACGUCUCUCUGAAGGAGGCUACCACUUUAUAUGUUGGAAACCUGUCAUUUUACACGACUGAAGAGCAGAUACACGAGCUAUUCGCAAAAUGCGGAGAGAUAAAGCGCCUGGUAAUGGGCCUGGAUCGAUUCCAGAAAACACCAUGCGGUUUCUGCUUUGUUGAGUAUUACACACACCAAGACGCUUUGGACUGUAUGAAGUAUAUUGGGGGAACGAAGUUAGAUGAGAGAAUUAUUCGAACUGAUUUGGAUCCUGGAUUUCAGGAAGGAAGACAGUAUGGAGACAGAGCUGACCAGGCCUUCAUUAGACGUGGUAAAUCUGGGGGGCAAGUCCGUGACGAGUUUAGAGAUGAAUUCGAUCCCGGCAGAGGCGGAUAUGGACGCGGUUUGGCAGAUGAUAAUUGA